AUGGUGAUGAUGAUUAUGAUUCGGAUAUUGAUGAUGAUGAUGAUGAUGAUGAUGAUGAUGAUGAUGAUGAUUCGGAUGACGAUGAUGAUGAUGAUGAUGAUGAUGAUGAUGAUGAUGAUUCGGAUGAUGAUGAUGAUGAUUGAUGAUGAUGAUGAUGAUGAUGAUUCGGAUGAUGAUGAUGAUGAUGCGGAUGAUGAUGAUUCGUGUAUUGACGAUGAUGAGGAUGAUGAUGAUGCUGAUGAUAAUGAUUCGGACUAUUGCGAUAAGGACGAAUAUAUGAUGAUGAUGAUGAUGAUGAUGAUGAUGAUGAUGAUGAUGAUUAGGAUGAUGAUGAUGAAUCUGAUGAUGAUGAUGAUGGAUGAUGAUGAUGAUGAUGAUGAUGAUGAUGAUGAUGAUGAUUCGGAUGAUGAUGAUGAUUUGAUGAUGAUGAUGAUGAUGAUGAUGAUGAUGAUGAUGAUUCGGAUGAUGAUGAUGAUGCUGAUGAGGUUGAUGAUGAUGGAGACGAUGAUGAUGAUGAUGAUGAUGAUGAUGAUGAUGAUGAUUAGGAUGAUGAUGAUGAUGAUGAUGAUGAUGAUGAUGAUGAUGAUGAUGAUGAUGAUGAUUCGGAUGAUGAUGAUGAUGCUGAUGAGGUUGAUGAUGAUGGAGACUGAUGAUGAUGAUGAUGAUGAUGAUGAUGAUGAUGAUGAUUAG
Messenger RNA from Echinostoma caproni, 690 nucleotides. NCBI's taxonomy places the organism in Eukaryota, Metazoa, Platyhelminthes, Trematoda, Plagiorchiida, Echinostomatidae. The record is from the annotation of a GenBank genome assembly.